Molecule: messenger RNA, 1188 nt
Organism: Trypanosoma grayi
Lineage: Eukaryota; Euglenozoa; Kinetoplastea; Trypanosomatida; Trypanosomatidae
Exons: 1
Coding region: 1-1188 (395 amino acids)
Source: RefSeq, a predicted model, not a curated record
AUGGAGCGGCGGCGGGACAUUAGGGCAGUAAUCGAGGCGCGUGUGCUGCAGAGUGUCGCGUCACCGCUCCACAGCGUAAUGCGGGAGGAGAGCACGCGUCAAGAAGCCGAAGUGUUGCGGAGCCGAGCAGCAGAAGGAGUAACGGGCAACAACGCUACACUGCGGGAAACGGCGCGCCACUACCUGUGUUUUCCAUGGCGCAACAUUGCCGAUGUGCGCGCGGACAUUGGGACACUUGCUGGUGGUGAUGCGGGUAUUGGUGGUAUGACGGUGACGCUUGUGGGUGGUACCGGUUUCUUUGCACGUGUUCUCGCGGAUCAGUGCCUCCGCCGCGGCAUCAGCGUAACGGUUCUCGCGCGGGACAUCGAUAAGGCGAAGGCUUCUUUUGUCACGCUGUACGAGCGCAGUGUUGCCGACGUUUCCGCUCUUGUGGCGGAGCGUGUCGAAGAUGUGCCUGGCGGCAGCGGUCGCUGCUCGCUGCGUUACACUGGCCGCGCAAAGGCAAAGGCGGCGGGGCAGCUGCAGUUGGAGAUCGUGCAGGGUGACGUGACGUGCGCAGAGGCGGUGCGGCACGCGGUGCGGCAGGCGUCACUCGUCGUGUACGUCGCGUCGGCGAAGGGCAGCAGCGGCAACUGGUGGCGACCGCCGUGGACGUGGGGCGCGAACCCCGGCUGCGGCAAGGUGGAUGUGGGCGGGAUGCGUCACACCAUUGACGCGUGCAGGUGCGUUGAUGCCCACCUCGUAGCGCUUGUGCCGCUUUUCAACAGAUCGGAGUGGAAUGCGCCGCUACAGUGGUACCGCAGGGUGUUUGUGUACCGCCAUGGAUAUCUGAAGGCGACGCGGCAGCAGGAGCGGCUGCUGCUGAACGACGACGGCUCCCCUUCAAUGCUGACUGCUCAGGACGGUUGUUCGCUGCGUUUCACGCUAUUCCGCGUGUGCGACAUCGUGUACCCAAGCUUCAAUGAGCGGUUGGCGAUCGCGAAAAACAACAACGUUGCCGACCCACUUCACCGCGUUCACCUUCGUCGCGGGAAUGUCGACGCGAAGCUGUUGGCAAACGUCGUCCUGCGUGCAGUGUCACUAUGCCGCUCAUCGAUUGGGAGCCGUCUAGAUGUCACCGGGCAAUUGCGGCACGGUGUGGACCUGGCGCACGUGGACACCCUCCUCCACGGACUGCGGCAUGAGUGA